AUGUUAUCUUCGUUCCAUAGGCGUUGCAUAGGCGUUGCAUAUAAGAGAUCCAAUUCAGACUUCAGGGGGCAGAACAUCAAGGGCGACGCUGAUUGGCGCAGAACAAACUGGGGUAACUCCGCCUCUCCUCGUGCUGCUUCUCCCCUGACCUCCGGCGCUGAGUCCGGUCCCGACACCAAGUCCGCCGGCGCCGGUGCUGGAGCCUCUACCUCCUCCUCCAUCAACCGUCCUUCGUCUCCUACUCCUCCCGGUGGUCCCAGGGCUGCUAUGCGUCGCCGCGCGGCCGCAGACCACAAGGAGUCGCUCCGCAAUGCUAGACCCAGCUCCACCCGCGCUGCUGGCGCCGGUGGCUCCUCCGGCACGAUGCUGAAGCUCUACACUGAUGAGAGCCCCGGUCUGAGAGUCGACCCCGUCGUUGUCCUCGUUCUCAGUUUGGGAUUCAUUUUCUCCGUCGUCGGUCUUCAUGUUAUCGCCAAGAUCACCCGCAAGUUCUCUUCGUGA
Molecule: messenger RNA, 501 nt
Organism: Aspergillus clavatus NRRL 1
Lineage: Eukaryota; Fungi; Ascomycota; Eurotiomycetes; Eurotiales; Aspergillaceae
Product: SEC61-beta family protein
Exons: 3
Coding region: 1-501 (166 amino acids)
Biological process (GO): intracellular protein transport
Cellular component (GO): Sec61 translocon complex
Source: RefSeq, a predicted model, not a curated record